AUGGUGUCCCAAAAGACUGUGGCUGCCCUGCUGGUGGUGCAUGUGGCUACCAUGCUGACCUCCCAGACAGAAGCCUUUGUUCCCAUCUUCACCUACAGUGAAUUCCAGGGAUACCAAGAAAGGGAGCAGAACAAAGGGCAAAAGAAAUUCCUGAGCGUGCAGCAGAGGUCUGAGAAGACAAAGUCUCUGGACCCCAUGGAGCCCACAGAGGAAGAAGAAAGCAAAGGUAUCAAGCUGACUGCUCCUGUGGAAAUUGGAAUGAGUACGGACUCCAGGCAGCUGGAAAAGUACCGGGCCGCCCUGGAAGGGCUGCUGAGCAAGAUGCUGCUGUCCACCCUGAAUGGUAUGGGGGUGGGGUAUCCUCCUCCCACCCUGGUUUUAAUAUUCCAGGAGCACCAUCUGAGCAGGGCAGGUUUUAGAAGGAGGUUUCCUAAGCAGACAGCUGACACUGCUGAUCUACAGACCUUCGCUUUUCUUCCCCAGCAGCUGAGUGACAAACCCUGCUCCAGGAAGAAGGUGGACUGA
Messenger RNA from Trichechus manatus latirostris (Florida manatee), 525 nucleotides. It is a transcript of the gene MLN, whose product is annotated as motilin. Gene Ontology annotation, cellular component: extracellular region. The transcript has 5 exons. The record is from RefSeq and is a predicted model, not a curated record. Gene Ontology annotation, molecular function: motilin receptor binding; hormone activity. NCBI's taxonomy places the organism in Eukaryota, Metazoa, Chordata, Mammalia, Sirenia, Trichechidae. The coding region runs from base 1 to 525 and encodes 174 amino acids.